UAGUUGGAUGGGGUUUGUGCUGGAGGACCGCUGUGCCGCAGUCAUUUAUAGUAAAUUGCUUCGAUACACACGGAGCAAACGUACCUCAAAGUAAGUUCAAGAUCGUUUUAGGGAACCGUGUCGUUCAGUACAAACCGUUAAGCAACGUAAACGUUCAAUCGAACUGAACGCACCCCUGAGUAUCAUGGAUGACUGUUUCCGCAUCUAACCAGCUGUCCUAAUGAAUGAGGCGGAGGAUCUCCAGCAUUGCUUCUCAGUGAUAUAACAGCAAGGAUAUUAAUUUCACUAACAGUACCUUUAGAUAUCACAAUGCAGACCCUCACACCCCACGUGUAUUGGGCACAGCGUCAUGCAGACAUCUACCUGCGUGUGGAGCUGAGUGACGCUAAGGAUCUUGAAAUCUGCGUGCAAAACAACACCCUGCAAUUCAAAGCUCAGGGUCACGGCGCUAAAGGAGACCAUGACUAUGAGUUCAGUCUGGACUUCCUGGAACCAGUGAAACCUGAGGUUAGUCACAGGUCGACCCAGCGCCUGGUAAAUGUGACUGUGAGGAAGCAAGAGCAGCGUUGGUGGGACAGACUCACUCUGCAGGAGAGGAAACCUCUCUUCCUGGCGCCAGACUUCGACCGUUGGCUCGACGAAUCAGACGCGGAGAUGGAGCUUCAGGCUAAGGAAGAGGAGAAGAUAAACAAGGUCAGCAUCGAGUCAAGAAUCCGUAAAGACCCCUACCUGGGCCUGAAGAAGGGCUAUCUGUUCAUGUACAACCUAGUCCAGUUCCUGGGCUUCUCCUGGAUCUUUGUCAACAUGACCGUCCGUCUCUUCAUCCUGGGACAAGACUCGUUCUAUGACACGUUCCACACCAUUGCUGACAUGAUGUACUUCUGUCAGAUGAUGGCCGUAGCAGAGGUCAUGAACCCUCUAGUGGGUCUGGUCAAGACAGGGGUGUUCCCUGCUAUGAUCCAGGUGGUGGGUAGGAACGUAAUCCUGUUUGUGAUCUUCGGUAGUCUGGAGGAGAUGCAGAACAAAGCAGUGGUCUUCUUCGUCUUCUACCUCUGGAGCACCAUAGAGAUCUUCAGGUAUCCAUUCUACAUGCUGGCCUGCAUCGACACAGACUGGAAGCUGCUGACCUGGCUCAGAUACUCCAUCUGGAUGCCCCUCUACCCUCUGGGGGUGCUAGCAGAGGCUAUCGCUGUGAUCCAGUCCCUGCCUAUCUUCGAUGAGACCCGUCUGUACAGCAUCCCUCUACCUACGGUCCUGGGCUCGUCCUUCAGCUUUUCCUUCACUCUGAAGAUCUACCUGGCCCUCAUGUUCCUCGGUCUGUUCAUCAACUUCCGCCACCUGUUUCGCCAGAGGAGGAGACGAAUGCGCUCCAGGAAGAGGAAAAAUAACUAACGGAUAGAAAGACACACCUCACGAUCUCUCCAGUCUCACUGCUGGUUGCCUUUUCACACCUCUCCUCCCACCUCUCUCUUCUCUCCUCACCUCACACCUCUGUCCUCUCCUCUCUCACCUCACCUCACACCUCUCCUCUCUCUCUUCUCUCCUCACCUCACCCCUCUGUCCUCUCUCUCUUC
Messenger RNA from Oncorhynchus mykiss (rainbow trout), 1574 nucleotides. The record is from RefSeq and is a predicted model, not a curated record. Lineage: Eukaryota; Metazoa; Chordata; Actinopteri; Salmoniformes; Salmonidae.